Messenger RNA from Triticum aestivum (bread wheat), 2874 nucleotides. RefSeq names its product auxin-binding protein 4. The transcript is spliced from 6 exons. The record is from RefSeq and is a predicted model, not a curated record. Bases 1670 to 2455 code for a protein of 261 amino acids. NCBI's taxonomy places the organism in Eukaryota, Viridiplantae, Streptophyta, Magnoliopsida, Poales, Poaceae. Gene Ontology annotation, molecular function: auxin binding; DNA binding. Gene Ontology annotation, biological process: positive regulation of cell division; positive regulation of cell size; unidimensional cell growth.
UGUUUAUGCACUGUAGCCAUUUCUCAGAGUAGGGCUAGUACUAGUACACUGUAGUAUUAUAUUAGUACCAAGAUCACAUGUCUGCAACACUAUUAAUUCAGAAUUCGUCGACAAGGUGCGGAAAACCGAAGACAGACACACGUGAAAAAGAAAGCGCUAGAAAGAUGGCGAGUGGACACACAACAGCUGCAUCCGUCCGCGGGCCCCGCUUCGCCGGCGCCGGCCGCCGCGGCGCCCUCCUCCUCGCGCUGCUCCUCGCCGCCGCGGCCGCCUUACUCCCAGUAGCCGAGCCUUCCUGCCCCCGAGACAAUUCAGUCGUGAAAGAUAUAAACAAAAUGCACCAGAGCAACUAUGGAAUUGGAGGAUUCUCGCAUAUAACCGUUGCGGGCGCGCUAGCUCACGGCAUGAAGGAGGUGGAGGUGUGGCUCCAAACAAUUAGUGCGGGCCAGAGGACACCGAUCCACAGACACUCGUGUGAGGAGGUCUUUGUUGUCCUCAAAGGGAGAGGCACUCUCUUGCUGGGGUCGACCUCACUGCCGUACCCGGGAACGCCUCAGGAAAUUCCUGUCUUUCAGAAUAGCACAUUCACGGUUCCUGUAAAUGAUCCACACCAGGUUUGGAAUUCUGAUGAACAUGAAGAUUUACAGGUGCUUGUGAUCAUAUCGCGCCCACCUGUGAAGAUAUUUCUGUAUGAAGAUUGGAGUAUGCCUCACACGGCAGCGAAGUUGAAGUUCCCCUUCGUCUGGGAUGAGGACUGCUUAGACGCACCUAAAGAUGAACUGUAGGUUGGAAUGUGCUCACAUGGCAGCGCAUCGGCCUCGGUCAGCGUACUGAUGAAGUGCGGUGUACAGCUUGCCUGCCUCCUAAAUAAUGCGCAUGUCUGUAACAUCCUUUCUCUUGGAACAACAUUUUCGUCACGGAUUAUGUACUUGAGAGCAUGAAGCAGCCUUCUGCAGCAAGAACUAUUUCCAAAUUUUGAAUUACCACUGUAUUCUAGUACUAGUAGACUGCAAGCGUCGCUGAUCUUGGUCAGAGGGUCAUUGUUCAGCAGAUUUGGUGUUGAUUCCCGAACAAAAUUUUCAACUCUGCAUCCUAUGGCUCACAUGAGUGAAUCUAAUCCCUUCAACAUGGUAAACGGCCACGAAGCAAUUAUAGAGCAUAAAUUAGUCAAGAGUGGUAUCCUGAUCUGCAGUCACGGGCAGCAGGCGCCAGCCCCCGGCAGAACACCGCCGCGCGCGCGAGAACGGCAAGUACGCCCCGCCGCCACCUUCCCUGGGGACCACGCGGGCUUCGCCUGUGUCCCCUCCGGCGGCGGCGAAGCGGGGGAGGAGCGUGGAGGGCGGCUGGCGCGGUUAGGGUUAGGGGCGGGGAGGGCUGCAGUCACCUACAGUACUUACUAUAGAGCAUAAAUUAGUCAAGAGUGGUAUCCUGAUUGAUAUAUAGGGAAAAGAAGUCAGACUAGCCUGAAGAGUUGGAAUCGCAUUGCAAAGCUUAAACGAGCGACUUCUUGCCCCCCAAGUAAUCUGGGCUCUCAAGUAGUGUUCGAGUCGGCGAUUCGAUCGGCUCAUAUUAGCUGUGCCCCUUUGCCAAAUCACACCGGCACGGGCACGGGAACCAAGGGACCAUUCGUUUGCGUUUGCGGAGCAGAGCAGUGCGGACUGCGGAGGGCAUGGAAGCCUCGCGGUUCGGCUUCGGCCGCGACAUGGCGGCGGCGUUCAAGUUCGACCCCACCGACGCCGACAUCGUCGCCUCCUACCUCCUCCCCCGCGCGGUCGGCCUCGACAAGCCCCACGGCCACGGGCGCGCCGUCAUCGACGACGACCCCAUGAGCCUCCCGCCGUGGGACCUCAUGGAGAAGCACAACCACGGGACCAGCGACCAGGCCUUCUUCUUCGGGCCUCCCAGGAACGGGGGCCGCGUCAAGCGCGUCGUCAAGGGCGGCGGCAUGUGGCAAGGGCAGAAUGGCAGGGUCGGGACCGUCACCCUGUUCUGCGAUGGCGCCGGCGAGGUGGACAUCAGCUACAGGAGGUACGACCUCACCUACAAGCGCGCGGGGAACAAGGACCCCAGCGGCUGGGUCAUGAGCGAGUACCAGAUCACCUCGCCUCCGCUCUUGAGCACGGUGCUCACCCGCAUCGGAUUGACCGUCGCCGCCGGGGAGCAGAGGAAGCGACAGCCGGCCGACCAGGAGGCGUUUGCUCAGCAGGGCCCUGACAAGGUGCUGGCCGUCGCAGCCGCUGCCGCCGCCGCCGAACAUCAACGGGUGUCACCACCGCCAUUGAAGUCAGGCCCUGACGCGCAAGCUGACGAUGGUGCUCUCUACCAUGACGAUACUAGCGUCACCGGCGUGGAGGAGAACGGUGGGCACUACACUGUUCCGCUUCUGCUCAACGGCCAAGAGUACUACAAGGACAAGAGCCGCGUCAAACGCAAACGGCGGCGAUAUGGGGCAUGAGCCAUCCUGAUCGAACCUGAAUCCAAUCGGGAGAAGCCCGCCCGUACAUUUGGAUCACGGAAUAGCAUGUAUGUCAUCCGUUUCUAACAUUGUUUUUGUGGAUCCUUGGUUCUUGACAUUCCUGGGUUUUUAAUCGGGAAGGAUAUAUGGCCUGAUUUUCAGACACGAUAUCGAUCAUGUUGGGUCCUGGGUCAUGUCGAUGGAUUGCUUUUUGAGACCGUCCCGGGUCAUGUUGGGUCGUGGGACGUGGUUUGGUGUUCUUCUCUUUUUUGGGAUUAUUAAUAGCACAUUAGGUUACACCUGACUACUACCUCCGUCAUGGUUUAUUGGUCUACAUUAUGUAUUGUGUCAAAUUUUAACUAUAGAUUAUGUUUAUGCAUGUUACCAAAAAUUAUAUCAUUGAAAAUUUCAAAUACGAA